Molecule: messenger RNA, 1200 nt
Organism: Rotaria socialis
Lineage: Eukaryota; Metazoa; Rotifera; Eurotatoria; Philodinida; Philodinidae
Source: the annotation of a GenBank genome assembly
AUGGACUUAAUCAAUGGUCUAAAAGCAGUUUAUUAUACGAGUUUAUUAUAUUUGCGUGUAUUGUUCAGUUUAAUGACACCUGGAACUGCAAUAUGGAACUUAUUUCAAAAUCGAAAAGGAAAAAUAAACUUAAUUAGUCGAGAUUUAAUAUGUGAUAGUGAAACAUUAAUUAGUCUUCCUAAAUGUGGAAAACCAUUGGACGGAUUUACCAAUGCUCUAUGUCCGUUUCUUCCAACAUUUCUUCUUGACAAUGAUCAAUAUUGGAAACAGCGACGUGAUGUUUUUUCCAUUGCAAAUUCGAUAAUCAAUCAAAGAAUUUUAGAAAAUUCAUUUGAGUUUAAGCUAGAAAGUAAAAAAGGAAAUGUUCUUUGGGACAUUUUUGAAAUUAUCGCAAAAAUAUCUUUUCAAUUGUUAUUUAAUCGAAUACCAACUGAAGAUGAAUUUAAUGAUAUCUACCCCGGAUUACUUGACAUUAAUAAAAUUAUAAAAAGAUUUACAUCAAAACCAGAUUUACAAGCACGUCAAGCUCUUUACGAUCGAACGUUAAUAUUAAUUAAGCAAAAUGAAAAUGAUUUUGUAUUUCAUGAUUCAAAAGAAUUUUAUGCAAUGAAUGAAAUUCAUCAAGUAUCAUCGAUAGCAGAAGAUUUUCUAACUACUAUAUCGGUUCAAUGUACGGAUCUUGUUUGUCAUAUGCUGCUUUUAUAUUCAAAAUAUCCAAAUGAUUUUCAUGAUAAUAUUGAAAAUUCAAUACAUGAAACACUUCGUUUGCAUCCAUUAACUGACCUGUGGACACGGCAACCGUAUGGGAAACAAAGAGGAUGGAUUGCUUCAGUAGUACAGUUAAAUAGAAAUGGAUGGACUCAACCAGAUGAGUUUAUUUCUCAACGAUGGGAUACAAAUGAUCAUCCACCACUUAUGUCAUGGGGCUUCGAUAUAAGAAGAUGUCCAGCUCAAAAACUUGCAACGGGCAUUUCUCAAUUAGUUUUUGAAAAUAUUUUAAAAGGUGGAGAUUUUUGGAUUCGACCUGCAAGAAAUUUUGAACAUGAAAGAACAUUUCCAUAUGGUUGUCAAGUUUGGAUUGGUUACGGAGAAAUACCAAGUGAAGCAAAUUCGUGGACAUUCGAGGGAAAAUUUCGAAUGCAAUGUCGACGAUGGUUAUGUGAAAAAGUAAGAAUGAUCGAUCAGAAUGAAUUGAAUUAA